Messenger RNA from Eriocheir sinensis (Chinese mitten crab), 2770 nucleotides. RefSeq names its product nephrin-like. NCBI's taxonomy places the organism in Eukaryota, Metazoa, Arthropoda, Malacostraca, Decapoda, Varunidae. Bases 1 to 2733 code for a protein of 910 amino acids. The transcript is spliced from 14 exons. The record is from RefSeq and is a predicted model, not a curated record. Gene Ontology annotation, molecular function: protein binding.
AUGCCUGAAACUGACGCGUGCUUUGAGUUCGGGGACGAGGACGAGGACGGGAGUGAAGAGGUUCCCGUGGUGGGGGUGUCUGCUGUAGUGGGCGGGGGCGCGGCGCUACCCUGCGACGUGUACCACCCCCCGGACGAUGCCAUCACCCUCCUCCUGUGGUUCCGCGACCCUCUCACCACGCCCAUAUACAGGUUGGACAGCAGGCAGGCGGAGGAGAGUCAGUGGUGGGACAAGGGAAGGCUGGGAACGCGGGCGACGCUUCAGGUGGGCGGCUCGCUAGCCCUGCUUCACCUGGCGCCGCUCAACCCCCGCGACCAAGGCCUUUAUACCUGCAGGGCCGACUUCAGGAGCCAGCCGACCAAGACCACGCGCGUCAACCUCACACUAAUCGUGCCCCCGUCCAGCGUGAGCGUGGUCAUCGGGGAGUACGCGGAGGUCGAGGGGGGCGCCGCGCCGCUCCAGACAAGCUCCGUGGUGGGCCCCUACCUGUUGGGCGACGUGGUGCAGCUUACCUGUGUGGCCCAUGGAGGCAAACCUCGUCCUUGGGUGCUGUGGACGGAGGGGGCGAGGGUGCUGGACGAUGAAAUGGAGUCCGAAUCCUUUAACACCACCUCUGAUCCUCUCCUGGAACCUCUCAAUACCACUAGCGCACCCACCACGGACGGCCUCACCAGCAACACCAUGGCCGCCCUCCUCCUGCUGCCCGGCGCCCCUCCUGACGAGCCCCAUAACACGCUAACCCUGGGCCCUCUCACGCGCGCCCACCUGUUAAUGAAUGUUACCUGCAGCGCCGCCAACUCCAACCUGACGCAGCCUACAAUACUUCACUUUACCAUUGAGAUGAAUUUGCCCCCUCUCCGCGUGACCGUCCUGCCCCCCCAGUCGACCCCCCUGAUGGCGGGUCACACCUACGAGGUCACGUGUGUGGUGGUGGGCGCGCGGCCCCCCCCGGCGGUCACCUGGUGGAGGGGUCAUCAGCAGGUGCUCGAGGCAACGGUCAAGAGCUCCGAGGAGGGCAACAGCACCACCAGCCGCGCCUCCGUCACGCCCUCCGCCCGCGACGAUGGCUCUUUCCUCCGCUGCCUGGCCGAGACGCACGCCGCACCCGCCAAACUGGAAGACAUCUGGCCCCUCGACGUGCAAUACGUGCCCGAGGCGGCGUGCAGCUUCGGGGCGUCGCUGAACGUCGGCAACAUCAAGGAGGGCGACGACGUUUACUUCGAGUGUAACAUCGCUGCCAACCCAAGAGUCUCGAGGGUGUCCUGGCGCCAUCAUAACACGCCCCUGGUGCAUAACGUUACGGCUGGCAUCAUCAUCAGCAACCAGUCUCUCGUGUUGCAGCGCGUGGUGCGUCGCCAGGCGGGGCUGUACUCCUGCCUCGCCCGGAACGCCAUCGGGGAGACCGCCUCCAACCACCUCAGGCUGGACGUGAAGUACGCGCCCGUGUGCUCGCCCGGCCAGGUCACCACGUACGCCGUCGGUCGCUACGAGGACGCCGAGGUGACGUGCGCGGUGGACGCCAACCCCGCGCAGACCUCCUACCAGUGGACGUUCAACAACACGGCGGACACCAUCGACGUUCCGCAGGGCCGCUUCUCGUCCUCGUCCACCCACAGCGUCAUCACCUACACGCCCAUGACCUCGCUGGACUACGGCACGCUGCUCUGCUGGGCGGCGAACGAGAUCGGGAGUCAGCGAGUGCCCUGCGUCUUCCACAUCGUGCCGGCGGGUAAGCCGGAGCCGCCAGGUAACUGCACUGUGGACCAGGGCACACCUACCUCGGCCCGGGUCAAGUGUGUGGCAGGCGGCAGCGGCGGCCUUCCCCAGUGGUUCCUGCUCCGCGCCUCCCGCCAGGGCCGCCGGAGACAAGUCCUCAACCUCACCGCGGAGGACUCGCCUGAAUUCGCCGUGACGGGGCUGUGGCCGGGCGGGACCUACCAGCUGGCGAUCACCGCUGCCAACGACCGGGGUCACAGCGCCGCCGCCUACCUCACCCUCGCCAGCGGAUCCAACACGUCUCUCUACCACCUGCACGACGGUCCCUUUGAGGCGGAGGUGCGGGACGCGGGCAAGACUCUGGGGGCCGAAGGAGGCGGGGGCAGCAUAGGGGGAAGUCUCACACUGCUCCUCGACUCCUUGGCGCUCCCCUCCGUCCUGCUGGGUAUCCUCGCGCUUGCCUCCGUCCUCCUGCUUCUCCUGAUCCUUGCUCUCCUGAUGGCUACGCUCCGUCGCCGCCGAACCCCGCAGCUCCUUCCACUGACGGAGACUUCGCGCCCUCAGUCAGCGGCCAGCAAGGAAACCGGCAACACCCUCACGCACACCCCUGAUAGAGUUAGCACCUGUCUGGAGGAGGAGGAGGAGGAGGAGGAGAUGCAGCCACCUUCCGACAACAGCGACUCCAGUGAACGCGACGAGACGGGCAGAACACGGCUACGGGUAGACACUUACAUGGGCCGAGAAGUACCCAGGGCGGCGACUCUCCUGCCUCCUGAGCAGUACAAAUACGACCCACACCUUCCCCUUCUCUUCGCCGGGGAGGACAGAGGCGCCAGGGGUAGUACGAGGCCCCCAUCAGCGUCCCUUCACCACCAACUACCGCCGCCCCCACCGCCUGCGACCCGAACUGAUGGCUUUCCUUGUCCCGCCGUCUCCUCCUCCUCCUCCUCCUCCUCUCGUCUCCCUCCAGUUAGUGUUGCCAAGAUAGGCGUAAAGGUCUUGGGGUUUUGUUUUUAGUAUUGCCAAGUUUAGAAGUAUGUAUAGAUGUUGGUGG